AUGAGGGCUAUAGGAGCCCUGGUGCUUCUUUUGGGCAUUUUCAGAGCGUCUGGAGAACGGCCGAAAAUCACGGAUAGCGAAGGAAACUUGGUUGUGAAGAUCAGCGACAUCCCAAGCGGAUUAUGCGGGAACGAUUCAUACUCUGGAUUGGCUUUCAUGAAUGUUGGACUUGAGGAGUGUGAUCGAUGGAAAAUGAAUACAACAGAUCCAGAAUAUGAGGAGUACAAAUGUAAAGUUUUGCGAGUUCAUGCAUCGGUGAAGAAUGGAAAGUGCACUUGUUGUGAAAAGUGGAAGGGACCGCUUUGCAACGAAUACGAUGGAUGUGGCACGGGAGAAACACUUUUCGGAACUUCAUGCACCCCACACAUGUGCCAUCACAACGGAACUAUCGCUGUUGGAAAGAAGGAAAUCGAGUGUAUCUGUCCACCACCAUGGGACGGAAGAUUCUGUGAACGUUUGGCCUGCUGGCGAAAGACAAUUCCAACUCAACAGCACAGAUACCGUAACAACGGAGAUCACUGCAUCUGUGGUAAUCAUUAUUCUGGAGAGAACUGCGAUGUUAUCAAAUCUUGUAUGAACAAUGGACACCUCGAGAAUGGGAAAUGCAAUUGUGGAGAUGAAUGGGAGGGGGAUGUGUGUGACAAGAGAGUUUCAAAUGGAAAUGCAACCUGA
Caenorhabditis briggsae is the source of this 672-nucleotide messenger RNA. NCBI's taxonomy places the organism in Eukaryota, Metazoa, Nematoda, Chromadorea, Rhabditida, Rhabditidae. The transcript has 4 exons. The record is from RefSeq and is a predicted model, not a curated record. The coding region runs from base 1 to 672 and encodes 223 amino acids.